Molecule: messenger RNA, 1409 nt
Organism: Candoia aspera
Lineage: Eukaryota; Metazoa; Chordata; Lepidosauria; Squamata; Candoiidae
Product: alpha-1-antitrypsin-like
Exons: 5
Coding region: 123-1346 (407 amino acids)
Biological process (GO): negative regulation of endopeptidase activity
Molecular function (GO): serine-type endopeptidase inhibitor activity
Source: RefSeq, a predicted model, not a curated record
CUUGAAUAAACAUUUCCACACCAUGCUGCAAUCUGAUGUGUAUAAAUAGUAGAAGAAAAAGGAUAAGAGGCCUAUCUGAAUGAAUGAAAAUUCUCCGUAUAUACAAAUAAAUUACCAGAAAGAUGAACGGUGUCAUCCAUCUGUCUUUGGCCUUGGUAGCCUUUUCUGUUGUCAGCCAUGGCAACCAUGAUGUCGAUCAUCAUCAUGACCAUCACGACAGAGGCCAAGCUGUUAGCAAGAUCUCUGACAACACUGUUCAGUUUGCAACUGAGCUCUACAAAAUACUGUCUCAAAGAUCAGAUGGCAAGAAUAUUAUCUACUCACCCUGCAGCAUUUCCAUAUUGCUUUCAGUUCUGUUACUAGGGUCAAAAUCUAAAACCCACACUGAGAUUUUAGAGGGCCUCAGUUUUAACCUGACACAGAUUCGGGAAGAGGAGAUCCACCAGGGGUUUCAUGAACUUCUCCAUAUGCUCACACACUCAGAUCAUGAGUUCACACUCGAUAUUGGGCAGGGCCUGUUUUUGAGGGACGACAUACAACCAUUGCAGACAUUUUUAGAGAAGAUCAAGGAAUUUUAUGAAGCAGAAAUCCAAGCCACAAAAUUUCAGGAACCAAAAGAAGCUGAAAAACAGAUCAAUGAUUAUAUAGAGAAAAAAACUCAUGGAAAAAUUGUGCAACUAGUCAAGGACCUUGACAUAGAAACUCGCUUGGUUCUGACUACCUACUCCUACUUUAAAGGCAACUGGAAGACUCCUUUUGAUCCACAGUUAACAAAUGAAGAAGAUUUCUUUGUGGAUCAGAACACAACGGUCAAAGUCCAAAUGAUGCACAGGGAAGGUUGGUUUAACUACUAUAUAGAUGAGAAGCUGUCUUGCACAGUAGUAGGGAUGGACUACAAUGGUACAGCCACCGCAAUUUUUGUUCUGCCUGAUCCUGGAAAAGAGAAGGAAUUGGAAGAGGGUCUAUCAGGAGAUAUUCUGCAUGAAUGGGGAAAGAACCUUCAAAGGCAUACAGCAAGAGUCUCCAUCCCCAAGUUAAAUCUUUCAGCUACUUACAGUUUAAAGGAUCCCCUUGGCCAACUUGGUAUUACUGAACUCUUUACUGACCAUGCUGAUCUGUCUGGAAUCACUGAGCAGCCCUUGAAAUUGUCUAAAGUUACCCAUAAGGUUGUGUUGACUGUUGAUGAAGGUGGAACUGAGGCAGCAGCAGCCACUGCUGGAGAAGCCGUUCCUAUGUCACUGCCUCCGAAAAUUGUAUUUAACCAUCCUUUCCUAAUGUUCCUCAUAGAAAAGAGUGUCACAACUAUAAUAACUAUGGCCAAGAUAAUAAACCCAACUCAGCAGUAAAAAAAAAAAAGGAGUGCAAUAGAUUCCAAAUACAGUCCCAAAAUAAAGCAUCACUGUAACACA